GGACCAUUUUAUUUACAAACUAAGGCAGCCACGUUUGCCGAGACGGUCUUCUGAAUGAAAACUGGUGACUAGCAAAAAUGACUCGCUGAAUUUUAAAAACUCUAUUAAAAACAUUUAAAAGCAAGUUCAAGAAAGACGAGAAUCUAAUUCUAUAGAACAAUAAAAGUUGGGAAGUUUUUAUUUCUACAUCAUCAUUUUUUAAUAAGAAGCAUAUAGGUGAGUAAUUGAAAAUUUUUUUUGACUUGCUUGUAGUCAUAUCUUGUUAAAAGUACUCGCUGAGAAAGAACGGUUGAGGUAAAAUGGAUUGUACUAUCUUAUUGUUGGUCUUGUUGUAUUUACCAUCGGCAAAUUCCUUGGAGUGUUUCAAAUGCUCUGCGGUAAAUGGACAAAGUUGCCUAGCAACACAAGGUAAACAAAGAUGUCCGUUCAAAGAUGGUCAAGGUAGUUGCUUUGCUAUCUCGUACACAAUUACAAAUGAUGACAUUGGUCAUUCAGAAAUGUCAACAGUGUUUAUGAAAGGAUGCACAAAGGUUAGAUCGAACUGUAAAACUCUCUGUCCUGAAGCUGAUUUGCAAAGUGACGAAGGUGAAAAUUGCAAGGCUUCGUGUUGCACAGAAGAAUUGUGCAAUAAAGGAUUCGCGCUGCAAGUGAUUACAUCUGGCAAAAGAAGUUCAGCAUCAAGUUUGGUAACAUUGACAAUUUGGUGCAUACUGUUACUUACAAUGGCCAUCGUUGAGAUGACUUUCUAAAAGUACCAAACACAAUCUAUUUUACUACCAAUUAGAUGCUAAAGGUGUAACGAACUCGAUUAUAAUUUCAAAUAUGAAAGAGCAAAACUUUUAAUGUAUCAACUUAUUAUGUGAAUAAUCACAACAAA
Hydractinia symbiolongicarpus is the source of this 877-nucleotide messenger RNA. RefSeq names its product lymphocyte antigen 6A-2/6E-1-like. Lineage: Eukaryota; Metazoa; Cnidaria; Hydrozoa; Anthoathecata; Hydractiniidae. Bases 300 to 749 code for a protein of 149 amino acids. The record is from RefSeq and is a predicted model, not a curated record. The transcript is spliced from 3 exons.